Molecule: messenger RNA, 1923 nt
Organism: Triplophysa dalaica
Lineage: Eukaryota; Metazoa; Chordata; Actinopteri; Cypriniformes; Nemacheilidae
Gene: opn4.1
Product: opsin 4.1
Exons: 1
Coding region: 406-1923 (505 amino acids)
Biological process (GO): G protein-coupled receptor signaling pathway; visual perception
Cellular component (GO): membrane
Molecular function (GO): G protein-coupled receptor activity
Source: RefSeq, a predicted model, not a curated record
UUAAUCUUGACAUAGAUUUACAGUCAAUAGAGAUUAUUGAUAGAACGAUUAUAUUUUUAUAGUAUAUUCUUUACAUUAUUUACGAUGAAUUUCUUUAGAAAAUCACAAAGAAAUGACAGGAUCACCUAUAAACUAAAUCUAUACUACCACAUAUUAUGCGAAAUAGCAAUAACGUCCAGAAUUAGCAACAGGUUCAAUUUUAACCAGGUCAAAAGAGUGUUAACACUUGACCAUUACCACAGACUCCCGAUCAAUAAUAACUUGGUGUUACAUUGAUCAGUGUAUAAAAAGCUAAUGCAUUGAGCUAACAUUCACAGAGUGGCAAAGAGAGCAGGACCUUUCACUUUUUAUUUCAAAUUAGCAUUUAAAACCCAAAAAAUUGCAUAUUUUAUAUUGCUGCUCAACAUGAGUCAUCAUUCUUCAUGGCGAGAGCACCACUGUGCCCCUGGAGACACCAACUGCACAACAAGCCUAAAGGAAUCCUUAAACACCAGGAGCUACAAGUUACUCCAAGUGCCUUUUCAUGGACCGACCCACAGUAACCACCACGAACCUCCAAACCCUUUCCCCACGGUGGAUGUUCCAGAUCAUGCCCACUACAUCAUCGGCUCUGUCAUCCUCAUAGUCGGCAUCACAGGAGUGAUUGGGAACGCAUUGGUGAUCUAUGUGUUUUGCCGAAGCAACAGUCUUCGCACGGCUGGGAACAUGUUUGUGGUGAACCUGGCGGUGGCUGAUUUCUUCAUGUCUCUCACGCAAGCACCUAUGUUCUUUGUGGCCAGCUUGCACAGGCGGUGGGUAUUCGGCGAGCAUGUUUGCGAGCUCUAUGCCUUCUGUGGAGCCCUCUUUGGAAUCUGCUCCAUGAUGACUUUGACCGCUAUCGCUGCCGAUCGUUGCCUCGCUAUAACUCAGCCUCUUGCGCUGGUGAGCAGAGUAAGUCGACGUAAAGCUGGUGUGAUUCUUGCUGUUGUGUGGCUCUAUUCCCUGGGUUGGAGCCUUCCACCUUUUUUUGGCUGGAGCGCCUAUGUCCCGGAGGGUCUCCAGACCUCCUGUUCCUGGGACUACAUGACCUUUACUCCGUCGGUGCGUGCGUACACCAUCCUCCUCUUCAUUUUUGUGUUCUUCAUCCCGUUAGGCAUCAUUGGUAGCUGCUACUUUGGAAUUUUCCAAGCUGUUCGAACAGCAGGGAGGGAGAUACGAGAGCUGAAUUGUGGAGAAACAAAUAAGGUUUAUAAACGUAUGCAGAACGAAUGGAAGCUGGCUAAGAUCGCCCUUAUAGUGAUUUUGCUUUUUAUAAUAUCCUGGUCACCCUAUUCCGUAGUGGCUCUUACCGCAACAGCGGGCUAUUCCCACCUCCUCACCCCUUACAUGAAUUCAGUACCUGCUGUCAUUGCCAAAGCCUCCGCCAUCCAUAAUCCCAUCAUCUAUGCCAUCACACAUCCUAAAUACAGGGCGGCUAUCGCUCGAUACAUUCCAAUACUCCGUUGUAUCCUGCGCGUGAAAGAGAAAGACCUCCGUUCUUCUAUAAGUUCCAGCAGUGCCCUGUGUUCCCGUCGUCCGACCCUCACCAGUCAGUGCUCCACGGGGGUCAGCAUUGGAAAUGCAGCGCGAGCCAACGGCCGCUGGGGAAAGACACGAUUGUCUUCUGUUUCAGAUACUGAUUCGUACUGGACUGAGAGCGAGGCUGAUGGUUCCAGUGUUAAUUCCCUCACCUUUGGCCGUCGUGUGUCCACAGAGAUCUCUACAGAUACAGCCAUUCCUCUCGAAGAGUCAAGUACUACAACAAAUAGUGGGCAGAAAUUAGGAAAAACGAUCCAAGUUUUAGGCCUUCCUGUGCCCACUAUUGCUUUUGAAACAGAUUCAUCAGAUGGGGAGACUGUUUCUGAUGGAAAGAUAUUCCUCCUCAGAGGGGACCUAAAGAAAUAA